GAUCACUUCCUGUUUUCAUAUUUUUUUUGGUUAAUGGUCUGUGGUGGUAGGCAACGGAUUUGAUUUUGAUAAACCACUAAAAUGUCUUCUAAACCCACUUGUCUAAUUGUGGCCAGUGCAGCUGCACAAGGAGUGUCUGCUCGGUCGUUCCAUCAAGCCUUCUGUCUCUGCAGUUCGGUGUUCAACCUGCAGACGGCGACACCAGGGGGGAAGCCCAUAGAUUUUGUCGGGGUGGAUGAAACCACAGCCAGAUGGGUACAAGACUUCAGCCAAAAGUCUUUUGCAACCCCAGCCAAGUUGGAGUCAAUAGAUGGUGCUCGGUACCAAGCUCUGCUGAUUCCAGACUGUCCUGGGGCUCUCACUGACCUGGCGCACAGUGGCUCUCUGGCACGUAUCCUCGCACACUUCACCUCACAGCAGAAGCCGGUGUGCGCUGUGGGACAAGGUGUAUCUGGUCUGUGCUGUGCCAUAGUAGAGGGACAGAGGUGGAUCUUCUCCGGCUACAGUCUCACAGGGCCGUCUGUGUUUGAGCUGGUGAGGAGCCCAGACUUUGCCAACCUGCCUCUGAUCGUGGAGGACUUUGUCAAGGACAGCGGAGGAUCAUACACCGCUAGUCAGGAGGAUGCCGUGCAUGUAGUGAUCGACAGACACCUGGUGACCGGACAGAACAUACAGUCUACGUCAGUCGCUGUCAAUAACCUCAUCAUGCUCUGUAAUGGAAAGUAACAUGUCUUCUGUUCUGCUACGUAGGGACCAAGCUAACAAGCCUUGGCCGGGAUUCAAUCCGAUCUGCUACGUAGGGACCAAGCUAACAAGCCUUGGCCGGGAUUCAAUCCGAUCGUGCUUUGUCGGCUAUGUGCCACUUAAAGGUAAUCUGCCAUUGAAUCAACAUAUGCAGCAUUUACCAUGAAUGUGCGGGAACAUUGCCUUUAAAGAGCAACUGCCUUUUUAAAAAGCAACAAAUCCAUUUGAAAACUGCCAAUUUGGUAUUGAUAUGAGUUAGAAACAGUUGUUCUAGUGUCAACAUUUAAUACAAAGUGUAAAUAGGAUAAUUCUGGUCAUAAAGUCAGUCAUCUAAAACAGAGUUUGGAACAUCCGUGCGUCACUACGGGUAAAUGAAGGUUGGGGUUUUGAUUUGACAAUGUCCUUUUGCCCGCUAACAUGGGGUGAACAGCUGCAGUGAUUGCUCUCUAUCCAAUAGCAUAGACAAGUGAGACAGACCUGCUCAGCAGCGUCGACUUUGUUUACAUAAGACAACAAGUCACGCAUUUCUUUACUUGAGAAAUACUGCACCAAACACCUUAGAUGUAAAAUUACACAACUAAAACAUCCUUGGCAAAAACGUCUACAUUUAUUACAGAUGGAUUGAGUUAUCUUAGAUUCAUUCUGGGGAUUUUGAGGAAGUGAAAAUUGGCUGUCGCGUCUACAGUGUCUCAUGGGGGACAAACAUAAUUAACCAAACACGGAAUCGGUCAGGAAACACACCUGCAAGACUGAAAUGUGGUUUUUCUAAUGAGCAACAGAAAAACACUGGCCAAUCUGCGUGUUCCAUGGCUCUUUAAAAGGUGCAUUGCCCACAAAGCGCGAUCGGAUUUAAAUCCCAGCCUUAUUUUGACAUGAACGGGAUAUGAUCGAUAUCAUUUAGCAGACACGGCUCAUACAAUACAGUAAGAAAACGGAACCUUUCAAAUACAGAAGCAAAACCUCAAAGUAGACUUCCUUUACAUUUAGUUAUAUGAAGGACAAAUAUAAAGGGUCUGGGUAAAAAGGGAUUUAGUAAUAUAUUUGAUCAUGACGUUUAGUUGGGCCUUGAGGACAUGCUGUACGUGUGACUCCUGUUUUAUGUAUUGUACACCAGGGUUGGGUCAAUUCCAUUUCCAUUCAGAAAGUAAGUCAACCAAAUUACAAUUAGAUUCCAAUUUUUCCUUAUAAUAAUAUAAAUUAUAUGCCAUUUAGCAGACGCUUUUAUCCAAAGCGACUUACAGUCGUGCGUGCAUACAUUUUUACGUAUGGGUUGUCCCGGGGAUCGAACCCACUACCCUGGCGUUACAAGCGCCGUGCUCUACCAAUUGAGCUACAAAGCAUUGAAGAGAAUUGGAAUUUCAGUUCACUUCCUGAAUUGACUGGAAUUUAAAUGGAAUUGACCCCAGCCCUGCAGUACAGUAGCUGUUUCUAGUACUUCUAGAUCGGCUACCACAUGUCAAACCUAAUCAAGCAGCAACCAGUGAAGGUAUUAGAAAAAGUAGCACUGUAUCUAUGUAGGACUUCAAUUUCUAUUGUCGAUUACAUUUUUAUAUUAAAAAAACAACACUGAA
This is a messenger RNA of Coregonus clupeaformis (lake whitefish), 2315 nucleotides long. RefSeq names its product glutamine amidotransferase class 1 domain containing 1 (gene gatd1). Lineage: Eukaryota; Metazoa; Chordata; Actinopteri; Salmoniformes; Salmonidae. Bases 82 to 726 code for a protein of 214 amino acids. The record is from RefSeq and is a predicted model, not a curated record. The transcript is spliced from 7 exons.